AGAGGAACUAGUAUAAAUAAAGUUAUUAGAAGAAGGGGCUCUUAGGUCUUCGCCGAAAAGUUACAUAAACCUUGAUUUCAUGCUGGGAAGGUAGAGCCGCCGUCGGUGAUCGUAAGUGUCAAACUCCAAUGGUAUAAGAAUACACCACGACAAAGGUUCUUUUCGUAUUGAAAGGAGACUUCUAGAGAGAGAAAAGAAUAGGAGAAGAUUGUUGGUGGUCGGAAAGAUCAUCGGCGGCCUUGACGUACUUUUAUAGGAUGACUUCCGUCGUGAAAAAUUGCAGAAGAGGGGCUUUGUCGUCAUUUACACAGCUAAAUCCAUGCAAGCUUUUCUUAUGCUCUAUUUUUGUCAUCAUCAUCUUCUCCAGCUUUGCUUUCUCCCCUAGCCGCCUCUUCUUUCUAGGGUACCAUUGUCCACGACUGGUGACGACUUGGGGUGAUGCAUCUACAGCGUUGGCAGUGGUCUCCGGCAACUCGUCUGAUUUUUCAAAGGUCUCAAUUCAAGAAACUGUCAUAACCCCGGAUGAGGCACUCCUUUUCCUAAAAUACCCCCAGUUAACGAGGCUAUUUACCAGGGGAGAGCUUGACUGCGUUUACUUUUCUCCAGCAGGCUACACUACUUCACCAGCUCCACCCAAGUCAGUUGAUGAUGAGCACUCCGGCCGCCAGAUUAUACGGUGCGAAGUUCCACCACAUGGCUCUUCGGUGUCCCUUGCUGUGAAGAUGGAGCCGCACCGUAACUAUCUACCGGCAGGACCCACAUAUAGUUGGGACU
Molecule: messenger RNA, 774 nt
Organism: Cuscuta europaea
Lineage: Eukaryota; Viridiplantae; Streptophyta; Magnoliopsida; Solanales; Convolvulaceae
Source: the annotation of a GenBank genome assembly